AUGUCGAAGGUAAAACGGGAAAGAGCAAUAGUUUAUGUAGGCCACAUUCCAUUUGGGUUGUUUGAGCCUCAACUCAAGGAGUAUUUUUCCCAGUUUGGAAAGAUUUUGAGGAUUAAGUUGAGUAGGUCCAAGAAGAAUGGUCACUCGAAAGGAUAUGCAUUUAUUGAGUUUGAAUCUAUGGAAGUAGCUCAGAUUGCAGCCUCAACCAUGAACAACUAUAUUAUAUUCAAAAGAAGCCUCAAAUGUCAUGUACUUCCUAAAGAGAGUAUUCACCCAUACAUCUUUAUCAAGUCUAAGAAAAAAGUUUCUCCUGAAUCUAACAAAACAUUAUCUGAAGAAGAAAAACAAGCCAAGACUAAGAAAUCGGUCAUUUCAAAGAAGAAGAAACUGCUUAAAAUUACUAAAAUUUUAGAAAAGGAGAACAUAAACUACGAACUCCCCUCCGUGUAG
Cryptosporidium ubiquitum is the source of this 450-nucleotide messenger RNA. RefSeq lists its product as uncharacterized. The transcript has a single exon. The record is from RefSeq and is a predicted model, not a curated record. Gene Ontology annotation, biological process: maturation of LSU-rRNA from tricistronic rRNA transcript (SSU-rRNA, 5.8S rRNA, LSU-rRNA). Lineage: Eukaryota; Apicomplexa; Conoidasida; Eucoccidiorida; Cryptosporidiidae. The coding region runs from base 1 to 450 and encodes 149 amino acids. Gene Ontology annotation, cellular component: nucleolus. Gene Ontology annotation, molecular function: RNA binding.